Molecule: messenger RNA, 2355 nt
Organism: Phlebotomus argentipes
Lineage: Eukaryota; Metazoa; Arthropoda; Insecta; Diptera; Psychodidae
Exons: 8
Coding region: 81-2264 (727 amino acids)
Cellular component (GO): nucleus
Molecular function (GO): zinc ion binding
Source: RefSeq, a predicted model, not a curated record
ACAUGUUUUCAUACACGCGUUGUCUGAAAAGUUUAGUGAUAUUUUAAGGAUUUUCCGGGAUUUUCUCGAUAAUUUGAUCCAUGGACAUCUCAAGAGGUGGAACGAGAGCCUCGAAUGGAAAAGUUUAUCCAAAUCAGGCACAGCGACGCCUCUUGCGAAAAUUAGUGGCGGAGAAGAAGGAAAAAUCUAAGGAUGCCGGAGUUACAAAUCGAAAUAGAUUAGUGGACUUCAGGAAAUGGGCGCCAGAACUCAACAAAUUGGGGCCUCCAAUGCGUUCAGCGCUCAAAUGGAAAAAUUGCUGGUUUCAUCACAAGCGGCAGAGAAAUUUCUUUGAGUUCUACUACAAAACAGUCAGAGUGGCUUCUCAAAAGGAGAAGGACGUUUGUCAGGCGAAGCUCCCUAAGAAGAGAAAAGUUUGCAAGAAAAUGCAGAUACGCAAAUUUCUGGAGCUGCUUAAGAAUAAAAAGGACGAGAGUGAAUCUCGUGGUGAGCCUUUUACGACAAUUACGACAGCAGAUUUCAGAAAUUGGACAAAAGUUCUCAACAAAUUGGGUCCAAUUUAUCCAGUGGACAAAUGGAAAAUGACUUGGAAGACAAUGAAGAAACAGAAGAAGGACAACGUGUAUUUUAAGUCAGAAGAUUUCAGCAAGUAUAAGGAAAUUGGCUGUGGAUCUUCGGAAGAAUUCUACUUGAGUGACGAUGAUUCUGCUGAAGAUAUGGAAGUUCAAGGCACAAAGCCGAGUGAAAUGUGCGAAAAGGAAGCUUCUAAAAGAAGUGCAAGGGAAACGGAUAAUGAAAUCUGUGAUUCAUUUACGGAAAGCGAUGUUGAUCAGAACUUUUCGAGUCUCUGUCGCAUUUGCUUGAAAAAGCGAAAGACAAUGAAUACUUUCGUUGAUGGAUCGUACAGGAACAUCUCAUAUUUGGAUAUUUAUCACGAAUGCAUAGGAGAGGCAUUCAAAAUAUAUCCCUUUUGCUCCACUGACAUUUGUGAACUCUGCGAAAAGAAUUUUCUCAACAUGUACAUUUUUCGGGGAAUAUGUUUGCAGACAGAAACAAAGUUAUCUUACAUUGAAAGUCAGAAGGACGAAACUUUCGACUCUGUCGAGGAGGAGUUCAGUGCUGAAGAUAACAUGCCACUGCUUCAGGUUAACAUUCCGGAUGAGUACGAUGAAGACAGUGAAAUGGAGGGUCUUGAGGAAAAAUCUAUACCUGAGGAAAUUGGAGAAUCUCUUGAUCAGAAGGACGUAUUUCUGAGUGUUGAGCCCUUUGAUCAAUGCGAUGAAAAAAUGAUAUUUUCAGAGAGACCUAAAUUAUUCGAUAAAAAUGAAGAAAACACGCCGGAAAAUACGGGAGAAACAAAAUCAAUUUCGCAAGAUCCAAUGCAAUGCAAGGCCGAAUCCAAAGAUGCGUGUCACGUGAAUGAGGAUAGCAAUUCUGAUCCUGAGAACAAUAAUAUGGAUUCUGAAAAAGAUUCUGAAGUCUGUGAUGAGGAGAAUGUUGAAAGUGGAAGAAUAUCAAGAUUUCAUAAACGAUCCGUACAGGAGAAUGAAACAAAGACCGGAGAAAAGGCUACGAAAGAACGACCCAACAAAGCACAAAUUGCACUUUUGCGUAAGUUGGUGGCCGAAAAGAAGGGUGCAAAUGAAAAGUUUGGAGUUCGUGAGUUUCGAUUGAAGAAUUUUGAUUUCAAACGCUGGGCGCCUGAAUUGAAUGCUCUCGGACCACCUUUUAGAUCAGGACUCAAGUGGAAAGAUUGUUGGUUUAUUCACAACAAAAAGAAGACUGGAUUUUAUGACUUCAUGUACAGGAAUAAAAGGAAAAACUAUGGCACUGAUAAGCCCUUGAGCAAGAACAGACAGAGAUUGAAUCCUAAUCCGACGAUGCGUCAAAGAAUGAAUAAGAAACAAUUGAGAGUCUUUGAAAACUUCUUCAAGGAGCGCAGAGAAAAGUCUGAGUCUUCGGAAAGUAGGAUAUCCCUCUUCACGAGAGACUUUGUAGAUUUGAAACGAAGACUGAAUCUACUUGGUCCACCAUAUAGGACUGUAAACGAGUGGAAAUUGACUUGGCGCCACACAAAGAAGAAUUCCCUCAAAGCAUUUGCUAAUGACGUUCAGGAAAUUGGAUAUGAGUCUUCCGAUGCAUAUUACUUCUCAAAUGAAUCAUCAGAUUACAGUAGUGAUCAGGGAGAGGAAAACGGUGAUGCGCUUAAGAAAAAUACCAGACAGGCAGAGACGGGUGAGUCUUCGGAUUCUUGUGCAGAGUAAAUCACACAUUGUGAUGCAUGUGAAUUUGUAAUAAAAAAAAAUGAAUUCGCCGAUUAACGAGAAAACUUAAAAAUAAAUUUGUUAUCAACUG